AUGGGCGCGACGGACAAGAAGCAGUAUCGCAGCUCGAGUGAAAAUCACAGUGGAGAGGAGGGAAGCUCCUCGGACCAUGAAAAGGCCAGAAGGAGGAGGAAGCGGCUACUUGAGAAGAGGCGACGGAUGGAGGAGAAGGAAAGAGAUGACGUGAUGAGUCGGAGGAAAAGGAAACAAGAAGAGGAAGACGAACGCGUCGACAGUGAGAGGAAAAGACGCAACAAAAAAAUGGUUAACAAGAGCAGCGAGGAGGAGGACGACGACGAAAGUGAUGAUGGUAGUGGAAGGGGUGGGAAGAGUGCCACCAGGCGGAGAAGCGGCAGUGGGUACUCUUCCAGGGUGAAACGAGAACAAAGGAUGAAACAGAAAAGGAGAAUGAGAUCAGGGGAGAGUGAAGAUGGAAAGUCCAGCAGUAGCAGCCGAGGAGGGGGAGGAAGUCCCGCCGUGAGAAUGCGACGAAGGAGGGAAGAAAGCCCAGAGAUUACUGCAAGCAGGCGAGACAGGAGAAGUAGUGAACAAAGAAUUAAAGGCCUGUCGCGUAAAAAUGUUGAAAUACGGAUGAGGGGUCGGGACAGGAGCUCCCCGACGGAGGAGGACAGGUACAGAGACAGGCACGCUGAUAGGCAUAGGGAAAGACGAAUUGAAAGGAGGCCGAGGGGGAGUGACGACGACGACGAUGAUGAGCGAAGGGGAAAGAGAUACGUCCGUAAUGGCCGCGGAAGUAGCGGAGAUAGUGAUAUGCACCGCGGCAGGAGGUACAGAAGCCGCAGUAGGAGUUCGCAUGUGAGACUGAGGGAAGGACGCAGCGGGCGCAGUGAAUGGGUGGGGAGAAGUAGGUCGAGGAGGCGAAGCCGGUCUAGGUGGCCAAGCAGGUCCAGGAGGCCAAGCCGCUCCAGGAGGAGAAGCAGAUCGAGACGGAGAGGCAGCCCGUCUUGGGGGCGAAAAAGAGAGUCGGAUCGAAACAAAACGUACAAAUUUGAUUCUCCACCCCAGUCGGAAGACGAAUGGGGAACAGUAAAACACACCAAAGGUAACCUCCUCACUAGUGUGGCAAACAGUGUAGUGAACAGUGUGGAAACUGGUAGGAGUGGCCAAGGGCUCGUACCCCCUGCAGCCGCCUACAAAAGCGCGAACAGUAAUGAUAUGAGUAAUAAUGACCCCGUCAGUAAUGACGGUGCAAGUCCUAGCCAAGUGAAGACUGAUGUGGCAGCUACACAAACCUACAACUCAAGCAACAUUGAAAGUUUAAUAAAAACGUUAAGCAGCAGCAGCGGUAAUGUGAUGAGUAGUGUGAUAGGGUCCACGCCGAGCAGCAAGCUUUUAAAUACCCUAAGUGGUAGCGUGGGCGGGGCACUUCUCACAACCGAUGCAUCUAAAGGGGGGGUAAUGAGUGUGGGGAUGGGGGCGGAUCAGGGCGUGACAAACACUGCAGGGUUGACCGGUGUAGUAGCGGGGUUAGGACUGAACCCACCUCAACUGAAUAUGCUCCUGAAUGGACAAUUAAAAAUGGACAACCCAGUAGUUCAACAGUUAUACAAAAAUUCAUUAGGAAUUAAUGAGUUGUGUUUAUCCUCCCUCGAUGCAACUGCGGAGAAAACUGCUCGAGAGCUCUACGUGGGAAACAUCCCGCAGCACAUCGACAUACAGGAAAUUGUGAAAUUUUUAAACAAGUGCUUACACAUACUGUACAAUAAAGAAAGCGUAAAUGGACUCGCAAAUGGGCAGGACAUGGUAGAAGAGCAGAAGUGUGAGGAAAUCUGCCUCAAGGCAUGCAUCCGAGGAGACACACACUACGCUUUUGUAGAAUUCAGAUCCCUACAGGAUACAUCUAACUGUCUGCUACUAAACGGGAUCAAUUUUUAUGGUAAUAAUUUACGAAUCGGUAGACCCAAAACUUUUCCUAUCGAAUUAACGAAUCUCAUUCCACAACCGACCAUCCCUACGAUUGAUAAUUAUUACCUAUCACAGGGGAUCAUCGGACUUGAAGCCUUUUGCAUUUUCCUUCAAAAUGAAGAAAAGAUGAGGAGUGAGUACCUACCCAUGAGCAUGAUCAAGCUACAAAAAUUAUGUGUUUCGAAUAUUUUAAAAAAAAAUGAAACAAGUAAAAUAAAAGAGUUGUUAGAAGCAUUUGGCGAAAUCAUAUCCUUUGAGUGCUUCGAAGGAGACGAGUCGUGCGAUACGUAUAUUGCUCUGGUGGAAUAUGCGACCCCAGAUAAUGCUGUACAGGCACAAAAAAUCUUAAAUCAAAAUACAAGUUAUAAGAUUCAAUUUGAAUAUGAAAUUGUGAAUGAUCCUGUUAUUAAUAAUUUUAUAAAAAGAAAAUAUAUGUCCUCAGAGAAUUCCAUUCUGUCUCAACAGAUCCCUACUAGGACUGUUGUGCUUAGCAGAAUUGCUACAUUCGAUGAACUGUCUGAUCCGAGUGAAUACCGCGACAUUGUUGAGGACAUAAAGGUCGAGUGUGAGAAGUUUGGUUCCGUCCUCGAGGUCGUGCUACCUGUGUUCUCGCGCGAGACGUUUGACUUUUUGUUUAAGCAGGCAGCCAAGUGCGCCGCUGCUGCGGACGCAUCGCAAGGGUUAGCGGCAGAGGAAGGAGUAGAGGCAACGGAGGGAGUAGCGGCAGGGGAGGGAGUAGAGGCAACGGAGGGAGUAGCGGCAGGGGAGGGAGUAGCGGCAGGGGAGGGAGUAGCGGCAGGGGAGGGAGUAGCGGAAGAGGAGGGAGUAGCGGAAGAGGAAGGAGUAACAGAAGAGGACCGCACCCAUCCCAACUACGACCUCACGUCCAUCGGAUGCGCCUUCAUCUACUUCGAAACCAUUGAAGCGGCCACCAAGGCCAGGAAGGAGCUCAGCGGAAGAAAGUUCGGCGCAAACAUCAUCGAGGCCAACUACUACAGCGAGAAAAAGUUCCUCCUCAAAAACUUCAAGGACGUCAAGUACAACUUUAAGAAGACCCACUCGUCCCUGUUCAAUGUUAAUUUGAAGAUGGGGAAUUUUACCUACUCGGACUGCUCCGAUGAGGAGUGA
Molecule: messenger RNA, 3021 nt
Organism: Plasmodium fragile
Lineage: Eukaryota; Apicomplexa; Aconoidasida; Haemosporida; Plasmodiidae
Exons: 1
Coding region: 1-3021 (1006 amino acids)
Cellular component (GO): U2-type prespliceosome; nuclear speck; U2AF complex
Molecular function (GO): poly-pyrimidine tract binding; pre-mRNA 3'-splice site binding
Source: RefSeq, a predicted model, not a curated record